UCUUCUCUCUGUCUUUUCCUCUGUCCCUCUCUCUUCCUCUACCUUUAUCCCUUGUCUUUAGUCCCCCCCCCCCCUCCCAUCCCACAACAAACAUGGAUCUCUCUGCAAGAUGUUUGUUUCUUAUAUCCUGUCUCAACGUGAUAUUAGCGAUGCAUUUGGACGCAGUUGAUCCGGGCUACUAUGUGGAGCCCACUGCCACAUCAGAGGCGAUCGACUACAAGGAUCCCUGUAAAGCUGCUGCCUUUCUGGGAGACAUUGCUUUGGACGAAGAGGACCUGAAAUCUUUUAAAGUGGACCGAAUUAUAGAUUUGGCUCAGAGAACCGUCCAGACCAUUAAUCACACAGAUACAGAUUCAGCCGGUGGCGCAGAUCCAACCAGACAUGGCGCUCAGCGCAGGAGAAGGGCUGCCACGUCCAGGCCUGAGCGCGUCUGGCCUGAAGGGGUCAUCCCUUAUGUCAUCAGUGGCAAUUUCAGUGGCAGCCAGCGGGCUAUUUUCCGCCAAGCUAUGCGGCACUGGGAGAAGCACACCUGUGUGACCUUUAUAGAAAGGACCCAGGAGGAGAGCUAUAUUGUCUUCACCUAUCGGCCAUGCGGAUGCUGUUCAUACGUGGGACGCCGAGGAGGAGGCCCCCAGGCUAUAUCCAUCGGUAAAAACUGUGACAAAUUUGGCAUCGUGGUGCACGAGCUGGGACAUGUGAUCGGCUUCUGGCACGAACACACACGGCCUGAUAGAGACGAGCACGUCAGCAUCAUCAGGGACAACAUCCAGCCAGGACAGGAGUAUAACUUUUUAAAGAUGGAGCCAGGGGAGGUGGACUCUUUGGGAGAAGUCUAUGACUUUGAUAGCAUCAUGCAUUAUGCUAGGAAUACAUUUUCCAGAGGCAUCUUCCUGGACACCAUCCUGCCACGCUACGAUGUAAACGGAGUACGACCACCCAUUGGCCAGAGAACCCGACUUAGCAAGGGGGAUAUUGCACAGGCACGCAAACUCUACAAAUGCUCCAAAUGUGGGGACAGUCUGCAGGAAAGCAGCGGGAACUUCUCCUCCCCUGGCUUCCCUAACGGAUACUCGGCCUACAUGCACUGCAUCUGGAGAAUAUCAGUCACACCAGGGGAAAAGAUCAUCUUGAACUUCACCUCCAUGGAUCUGUACAGGAGUCACCUAUGUUGGUACGAUCAUGUGGAGAUCCGCGAUGGAUACUGGAGGAAGGCUCCACUAAAAGGUCGUUUCUGUGGUGACAAGCUGCCUGAGCCAAUCAUCUCCACCGACAGCCGAUUGUGGAUCGAGUUCCGCAGCAGCAGUAACUGGGUCGGGAAAGGUUUCUCCGCCGUCUACGAGGCCAUCUGUGGUGGUGAAGUGAAAAGGGACAAUGGACAGAUUCAGUCCCCAAACUACCCUGACGACUACAGGCCCAAUAAAGUGUGCAUUUGGAAGAUUUCUGUUUCUCAGGGUUUCCACGUAGGCCUUACCUUCCAGUCUUUUGAGAUUGAAAGACAUGACAGCUGUGCAUAUGACUACUUAGAGGUGCGUGACGGCCUCUCUGAAAGCAGCCCCUUGCUGGGCCGCUUCUGUGGAUACGAAAAGCCAGAUGACAUCAAAACGAGCUCCAACCAUCUGUGGAUGAAAUUUGUUUCAGAUGGCUCCGUCAACAAAGCCGGCUUUGCGGCCAAUUUCUUCAAAGAGACGGACGAGUGCUCCAAACCGGACAACGGUCGCUGUGAGCAACGCUGUGUCAACACUCUAGGCAGCUACAAGUGUGCCUGUGACCCAGGGUAUGAGCUGGCUGCUGACAAGCGCAGCUGUGAGGCUGCCUGUGGAGGAUUUAUUACCAAGCUGAACGGCUCAAUCACCAGCCCGGGGUGGCCCAGGGAGUAUCCCCCAAGCAAAAACUGCAUCUGGCAGCUGGUGGCCCCAACGCAAUACCGCAUCACUCUGCUCUUUGACGUCUUCGAGACUGAGGGCAAUGAUGUUUGUAAGUACGACUACGUAGAGGUACGCAGUGGGCUUUCUGCAGAUUCGAGGCUGCAUGGGAAGUUCUGUGGAGCAGAAAAACCAGAAGCUAUCACUUCUCAGUAUAACAACAUGCGUAUAGAGUUUAAAUCAGACAACACGGUCUCCAAAAAGGGCUUCAAAGCCCAGUUCUUUUCAGAUAAGGAUGAGUGCUCUAAGGAGAAUGGUGGAUGCCAGCAUGAGUGUGUCAACACCUUUGGAAGCUACAGCUGUCAGUGUAGGAGCGGCUUUGUGCUGCAUGAGAACAAACAUGACUGUAAAGAAGCUGGCUGUGAUCACACUGUGAAUAGUGUGAGCGGUAUUAUUACCAGCCCUAACUGGCCAGAUAAAUACCCCAGCAAGAAAGCGUGCACCUGGGCACUCACCACUACUCCAGGCCACCGCAUCAAAAUAGCCUUUAAUGAGCUGGACAUGGAGGCCCACCUAGAAUGUGCAUAUGACCACAUUGAGAUAUACGACGGGCGAGAUGCAAAAGCCACCUCCUUGGGUCGCUUCUGUGGCUCCAAGAAACCCCCACCCAUCAUAUCAAGUAGCAACAAGCUGUUCCUCCGUUUCUUCUCUGACAACUCUGUGCAGAAAAAAGGUUUUGAGGCUACUCAUUCAGCAGAAUGUGGAGGUCGUCUAAAGGCCGAAGUCAAAACCAAGGAUCUGUUUUCCCAUGCCCAGUUUGGGGACAAUAACUAUCCCGGAGCGUCUGACUGUCAGUGGGUGAUUUCUGCAGAGAAAGGUUAUGGUGUGGAGCUCAUCUUCCAGACUUUUGAGAUAGAGGAGGAGGCAGACUGCGGCUAUGACUAUAUGGAGCUCUUUGAUGGAGCGGACACCAAGUCUCCUCGACUCGGACGCUACUGUGGCUCAGGGCCCCCAGAGGAGAUCUACUCGGCCGGUGAUUCCAUUGUCAUCAAGUUCCACUCUGACGACACCAUCAACAAGAAAGGCUUUCACGUCCGCUACACCAGUACCAAGUUCCAAGACACACUGCACUCACGCAAGUGACCAGCGGGGGCCGGAAGGGUCCGUGCAGGGCACAGGGGCAAAAGGAGGGGCCCCCGGGAGAGGCGCCAGCCUGUCGCUCGGAAACCUUCGGCCACCAAGACGAAUCAGACUCGACAGAACAGCCGCAAGACCACCAACCGCACCUCAGCACCCAGGGGCUCUAGCUCCCCCCACAGACUGUGAGGAGUAAAGCCAUUCUACACUACACCUUGUUUUUACCUUUUUAUGGUUAGGGUUGGGGUGAGAGGACGGACAUCCAUUUUAGGCAGACAGUGGGGGAAAAUGUAUUGACCCACUCCCCUUAAAAAAUGUUGUUUUUUUUGUGUGUGUUCCUCUUCUUCAUUUUU
Molecule: messenger RNA, 3352 nt
Organism: Cyprinodon variegatus (sheepshead minnow)
Lineage: Eukaryota; Metazoa; Chordata; Actinopteri; Cyprinodontiformes; Cyprinodontidae
Gene: bmp1a
Product: bone morphogenetic protein 1
Exons: 20
Coding region: 93-3005 (970 amino acids)
Biological process (GO): proteolysis
Molecular function (GO): calcium ion binding; metalloendopeptidase activity; zinc ion binding
Source: RefSeq, a predicted model, not a curated record